This is a messenger RNA of Symsagittifera roscoffensis, 2336 nucleotides long. RefSeq names its product xaa-Pro aminopeptidase ApepP-like. NCBI's taxonomy places the organism in Eukaryota, Metazoa, Xenacoelomorpha, Acoela, Convolutidae. The transcript has 12 exons. Bases 137 to 2068 code for a protein of 643 amino acids. The record is from RefSeq and is a predicted model, not a curated record. Gene Ontology annotation, molecular function: metalloaminopeptidase activity.
CAUAGCUGAAGCCCCUUCAUUCAAACAAUUAUUUGCUUUGAUCGGCUAAAAUACUCAUUUUAUCACUUUGUUAUUGAUUACAAAAAAGAGUUAUUUGUGUAAUUGAUAGAAUUAUCAAGAGAGAGAUAAUUGAAUUAUGAAGCUUCCGAUGGAUAUCAAGCUGGCCCGUCUUCGUGAACUGAUGAAGACAGCUUCGCCGACACUAUCCAAAGGUCAAGGCGACCAAGAGAGUGGUGGCGGCGGUGUUGGACUGAGUGCCUAUGUAGUGCCGAGUGAAGAUGCACACCAGUCGGAGUACACAGCUGCCCCCCACAAGAGGAGACAGUUCAUCAGUGGGUUCACAGGCAGUGCCGCCACAGCUGUCAUUACUAUGGACAAGGCUUUGCUGUGGACAGAUGGUCGGUACUUUCUGCAGGCGGAGAAGGAACUGGACCCUGACCACUGGCAGCUCAUGAAAAUGAACACACCCCCAUUCCCAGAGAUACACAAGUGGCUGGCCGACAACUGCUCCAGGGGAUCCUAUGUGGGGAUUGAUCCGACUCUGAUCUCGGAGAACACGUGGCAGAAGUGGGGAAAGGAGCUCGCGACUCGGGAGUCCAAAUUGGUGCCUGUUUCGCAGAAUUUAGUUGACAUGGUUUGGGCAGAGGCAGCUGAAGAGAGGCUAGCUUAUGAAGAGAAAGAGCUGUUCGUGUACCCCCUGCAGUAUGCGGGUGAGAAGUGGGAGGGGAAAGUGGACAGAGUGAAGGCUCAGAUGGAAGAAGAGAAGUGUGAACUACUCGUAGUGUCCGAGUUGGACGAGAUAGCCUGGCUCUUUAAUCUCAGGGGAUCAGAUAUUGAGUUCAAUCCAGUCUUUUUUGCCUACGCUAUCAUAUCAGCCAAUCAGAAUCCACUUCUCUUUGUCAAUCAAUCAAAACUCACCUCAGAGGUCAAACAACACCUUGAAGGCGUAGUUUUAAAACCAUAUGAGGAAGUAUUUACAGUACUGGAUGAGAUGGUCCAGAAAUGCGUGGAGCAGAAAUUGAAGGUCUGGAUGGGUCCGCAAGUGAGUCAUGCGCUGGCAUCCACAGUGACUGGAAAAGACGAAAAACUUCUGCUGGUGAAGAACACGCCGACCAAAAUGCUUAAGGCGAUCAAGAACGAGUGUGAAGUGGAAUGUAUGAGACAAGUUCACAUUAAGGACGGAAUUGCACUGUGCGAGUAUCUGCGUAUCCUCCAUACCAAUUUAUGCCGUUCUUCCACAGGUACAGAAGGAAGCUCGAAGAAGGAGUUCACAGAAAUUAGUGGGUCUGAUAUGUUGGAUGGUCUGAGGUCGCAACAGGAGGGGUUCAUCAGUCUGUCUUUUGACACCAUCUCUGGCUCAGGGCCAAACGGGGCUGUGAUUCACUACAAGGCAUCGCCACACACUGAUCGUAAACUAUGUGCUGAUGAAUUGUACCUGGUGGACAGUGGGGGUCAGUAUUGGGAGGGGACGACUGACGUCACCAGGACUGUCUCCUUCUUGUCCUCCCCUCCCCCCAAACAGGUGGAGACAUACACUCUGGUGCUAAAGGGACACAUUGCACUGGCAGAACUGGUCAUUCCAGAGGGGGUGAUUGGCUACAAGAUAGACUGCGUGGCCCGUUCUGCCCUGUGGGAAAUAGGUCUGGACUACCAGCAUGGAACGGGACACGGGGUGGGUGCAUUCCUCAAUGUCCACGAGGGCCCCCAGGGCAUAUCCUACAGAACCAAUGCUCAUGAGGAGGGCUUGAGGGAGAACAUGAUACUCUCCAAUGAGCCAGGCUACUAUGAGUCAGGCCAAUUCGGCAUUCGGAUUGAAUCCCUGAUGGUGUAUCGGAAACACGUGACCAAAUACACAUUGCACGAGGGCAAGAAGUUCCUCAAACCAGAAACCAUCACGUGUGUGCCAUUGUGCCGACAACUGAUUGACAAGAGUAUGUUGAGUGAUAAAGAGGUCAACUGGGUCAAUGACUAUCACCAGUUCUGCUGGGAUAAACUGACCCCACUUGCUGAAAAACAGGGCAAAACGGAACUGAUUGAAUGGUUGAAGAAACAAACGCAACCUUUGUAGUUGCCACAGCUUCGUUUUAAACAAACUUUGUGCUAUAAAACUAGAAGUUCUUUUAGAUAUGCUGACAUAAUUAAGUAAUUUAACUGGUGUAUUCAUGGAUAUUAUGAUGCAUAGACGGAUUUUGAAGGCUGAAAUGAUUUUAUAAUAUCAGUAAUUACUUAUAUAUGAUGACAUGCGAGACGUCUGAAUUAUUUAUUACCUAGUUAAGUGAAUAUACCCUCUAAAAAAGCAACGUUCUCAAAAUAACGAAAGUCGUCUUUCCGUAAAU